AUGAUUGGAUCAUUCUUAACGGUUCUAAUAUGCUGUUCAUCGAUAGUUGCAUGCUAUAUAUGCAAAUUACUGCGUGAUGGAAUACGUCAACCAAUUUGUACAACUUCUGAAAUAGUUUUCAAUAAUUAUUAUAAUUCACAGUGUCAAAUGUCACUUCUUCAACAAAUUUAUCAUUAA
This is a messenger RNA of Thelazia callipaeda (thelaziosis nematode), 177 nucleotides long. The record is from the annotation of a GenBank genome assembly. NCBI's taxonomy places the organism in Eukaryota, Metazoa, Nematoda, Chromadorea, Rhabditida, Thelaziidae.